AGACUUGGCGGGUUUUGAGCUGGCGGGAACACCGCACCAGUCCUGGCAACCCUGGACUCUUUCCUGGUGGUCAGUUGUGUGCGAGUCUUCGGUGGUAGAGGAGGGCUUACUUUCUUACUUCCUAACGGGUCUGAGCAGAGAAGCAACACAGCCAUGGCGGGAGUGUGUUGGGCAGGGCGUGCGAGGCUCCUGCUGGUGGUCGUGGCCGUGCUGGCGCCUCUCCCGGCCGCCGCACAGACACCGCCGUUAAGGAGGAGCAUCGUCAACCCUGACUUCCCGUGUGGCAUACCCUACGGACCCAACGGAGAGGUGCCGGUAACCUCAAGACCGAAGAGGCAGAUCAUCUUCCCGGACGAGGAGAACUACGCGACUUACCUGGGGCAGCUCUUCCUGAGGGACGGCAGCAGCAUCAACCCCCGUGAGAGCGAGGCGUCUGGGGAGGGGCAGGUCCUGACGGACGCUUUCUGCGGAGCCGCCGUCAUCAGUGACCGCUUCCUCGUCACAGCCGCCCACUGCGCCGUCAACGAAAAGAACCCGAUCAGUUCCGUUCGUCUGGGCGACAUCGACCUGAACAAAGACAACGAAGCCAACUCGAAACCAAAGGAUUACGAUAUUAAGCAGAUCAUUUUGCAUCCUGGAUAUAGGGGAAACACAACGGUGCGACACUACGACCUGGCGCUGCUGCAGACCUACGACAUCAUCGAGUUCAAUGACGUGGUGUUCCCUUACUGCAUCCCCAAGGCGUCCCCGCCGCCCGGCACCAUUGUCACGGCCUCUGGCUACGGUCUCUAUAACGCCACGUCGGCGUCGCAGCACGUCCUGGAGGCCAACUUCACGAUCAUAGACACAAAGGAGUGUGAGGACAUCUACAUAAAAAAUUUCCAAGAUGAUGCCCUGCGACUCAAGUACCCGAACCUGCUGCAGAACACCGACAUUAUCUGCGCCUUAGACGAUGUGUCCGACGCUUGCCAGGGAGACUCAGGCGGCCCCGUCAUCUGGAAGAAGGACGGGAAGGAGUACUUGGCGGGCCUCGUCUCGGCGGGAGCAAACUGCCGCGGGAACUUCAAGUCGGUGCUGCCCGGCCUCUACAUGAGCACGGCAGUCCACGCGGAUUUCAUCAGUGCCGUUGUGUUCUCACCAGACCUGACGUCUUAGCCCUAAGUGUGUAAUUCACCUCUUGGUCUGCUGCGGGUCUCUCUCGAGACAGCCAGCCGUUCCCCUACGGAAGACCACAGAGCUCAUAGUAUCGAUCUUUGGGUAGGACUGAAACCACUCACACACAACACACCGCGACAACGAGGUCACAACUCUUCGCCUUACGUCGCGUACCUACUCACUGCUAGGUGAACAGGGGCUACACGUGAAAGAGGAUAAACCCAACUUAUCUUCACCUGGCCGGGGAAUCGAACCCCCGGUCCUUCUGGUUCUGAGGCAGACGCACUAUCCAUUGAGCUACCGUGUGUGUGGGGGGAUGGGGGAAGCUUUGAAAGCAGAGGUCUCUCUUCUGACUGUAUCCUGCCCGGGGUAGAUCAACCUUCCAACGCAACGCUCUUCUACAUUGAAAACUAUGACCUUUUUUUUCAUGGAAUCCUAUACUAUAUACACAAAUAAGAAAGCUAUACACGAGCUUCUUAAGAGGGUGUGUGGAUACAACGCAAUAAAGUGAAUGCUGUAAA
This is a messenger RNA of Eriocheir sinensis (Chinese mitten crab), 1676 nucleotides long. Its product is annotated as serine protease persephone-like. Gene Ontology annotation, biological process: proteolysis. Lineage: Eukaryota; Metazoa; Arthropoda; Malacostraca; Decapoda; Varunidae. Bases 154 to 1155 code for a protein of 333 amino acids. The transcript is spliced from 8 exons. Gene Ontology annotation, molecular function: serine-type endopeptidase activity. The record is from RefSeq and is a predicted model, not a curated record.